AAAUCAAUCAAAGUACCGAAGGCAUCGAGCUCAAGGCAUGGCAACAGUGGCUUGCACGAAGAUGAACUUGCACAGCUUCGCGCAAUGUUUGAUGGCUUACGGAACAAUCCAGAACGGCUGAAUAGCUUGCGCGGCGUCAUACCGGAUUUGGUAACAGCAGUUGAACAGAACAAUUUUGAUAUGUUCAUUGCCAAAUAUGUGGCGGACCGGGAGCAAGCAAUUGCCCGGCAACGUGCAAUGCUCGAUCCAUCCAGUGCCGAAGGUCAGCGGCUAAUUGCCGAGCAAAUAGAGCGUGAGAACAUCGACUAUUCGCAUCAGUUUGCGUUGGAACACAUGCCAGAAGCCUACAUACCAGUAACGAUGCUAUAUAUCAGGAUGAAGAUCAAUGGAAUUGCCGUGAAAGCGUUCAUCGAUUCAGGAGCUCAAGUUUCAAUACUGUCUGAGCGUAUUGCACAGCGCUGUAACUUGAUGCGCUUGGUGGAUAAACGAUUCAGGCGAUCAGUUCAUGGUGUUGGUGGAAUGCAAACUUUGAUUGGCAAAAUACAUGCUUGUCAAGUUCAGAUCGAGGAACAUUUCUUUCCGUGUAAUUUUGAUGUGUUGGCAGAGCGUGAAAUUGACGUUUUGAUUGGCCUCGAUUUCCUCAAGCGACAUCGCUGUAUCAUUGAUUUACACAACAACUGCUUACGGUGA
Messenger RNA from Gongylonema pulchrum, 690 nucleotides. The record is from the annotation of a GenBank genome assembly. NCBI's taxonomy places the organism in Eukaryota, Metazoa, Nematoda, Chromadorea, Rhabditida, Gongylonematidae.